GGCGCGGUCCGUGAGUGGGGGCGGGGCCACUGCGAGCUUCUUUCUCCUAAAGUAGGUUGCCAGCGGGAGGCGGCGGCUGCUCCUCCGCAGUGUUGGGAAGAUGGCGCCGCCGGUGACGGAGCGGGGGCUGAAGAGCGUGGUGUGGCAGAAGAUAAAAGCAACAGUGUUUGAUGACUGCAAGAAAGAAGGCGAAUGGAAGAUAAUGCUUUUAGAUGAAUUUACCACUAAGCUUUUGGCAUCGUGUUGCAAAAUGACAGAUCUUCUAGCAGAGGGUAUAACUGUUGUGGAGAAUAUUUAUAGGAAUCGAGAACCUGUCAGACAAAUGAAAGCUCUUUAUUUUAUCUCUCCAACAUCAAAGUCUGUAGAAUGUUUUUUACGUGAUUUUGCAAGUAAGUCUGAGAACAAAUACAAAGCAGCAUAUAUAUACUUCACUGACUUUUGCCCUGAUAGUCUCUUUAACAAAAUUAAGAGUUCUUGCUCCAAAUCAAUAAGAAGAUGUAAAGAAAUAAAUAUUUCCUUCAUUCCACUUGAAUCUCAGGUUUAUACUCUUGAUGUACCGGAUGCAUUCUAUUACUGUUACAGUCCAGACCCUAGUAAUGCAAAUGGAAAAGAUGCCGUUAUGGAAGCAAUGGCUGAGCAGAUAGUUACAGUAUGUGCUACCCUGGAUGAAAACCCUGGAGUAAGAUAUAAAAGUAAACCUCUAGAUAAUGCCAGUAAGCUUGCCCAGCUUGUUGAAAAAAAACUUGAAAACUACUACAAGAUUGAUGAAAAGAGCCUAAUAAAGGGUAAAACUCAUUCCCAGCUCAUAAUAAUUGAUCGUGGCUUUGAUCCUGUGUCCACUGUCCUGCAUGAACUGACCUUUCAGGCAAUGGCAUAUGAUCUACUGCCAAUUGAGAAUGAUACAUACAAAUACAAAACAGAUGGGAAAGAAAAGGAGGCCGUCCUUGAAGAAGAUGAUGACCUCUGGGUCAGAAUUCGACAUCGGCAUAUUGCAGUUGUAUUAGAGGAAAUUCCCAAACUAAUGAAGGAAAUUUCAUCAACAAAGAAAGCAACAGAAGGAAAGACAUCACUUAGUGCUCUUGCGCAACUGAUGAAAAAGAUGCCCCAUUUCCGUAAACAGAUUACUAAGCAAGUUGUCCAUCUUAACUUAGCAGAAGAUUGCAUGAAUAAAUUCAAGCCUAAUAUAGAAAAGCUCUGCAAAAGUGAACAGGACCUGGCACUUGGAACUGAUGCAGAAGGACAGAAAGUGAAAGAUUCUAUGCGAGUACUUCUUCCAGUUCUACUCAACAAAAAUCAUGAUAAUUACGAUAAAAUAAGAGCGAUUCUACUUUACAUCUUCAGUAUUAAUGGAACUACAGAAGAAAAUUUGGACAGGUUGAUCCAGAACGUAAAGAUAGAAAAUGAGAGUGACAUGAUCCGUAACUGGAGUUACCUUGGUGUUCCCAUUGUCCCCCCAUCUCAACAAGGCAAACCAUUAAGAAAGGAUAGGUCUACAGAAGAAACUUUUCAACUCUCCCGAUGGACACCUUUUAUCAAAGAUAUUUUGGAGGAUGCCAUCGAUAAUAGAUUAGAUUCAAAAGAAUGGCCAUAUUGUUCCCAGUGUCCAGCAGUAUGGAAUGGCUCAGGGGCUGUAAGUGCUCGCCAGAAGCCCAGAGCUAAUUAUUUAGAGGACAGGAAAAAUGGCUCAAAACUGAUUGUUUUUGUAAUUGGAGGAAUUACAUACUCUGAAAUGCGUUGUGCUUAUGAAGUUUCUCAGGCACAUAAAUCCUGUGAAGUUAUUAUUGGUUCUACGCAUAUUUUAACACCCAGAAAGCUUUUGGAUGAUAUAAAGAUGCUGAAUAAACCCAAGGAUAAAGUCUCCUUAAUUAAGGAUGAAUAGGGAUUUUUUUUUUUUUUUUGGAGAUUCUUAUUAAUAUGUUCAACUAAAAUAGAUCAAGACAAGGUUGCUACCAUGUAAUUUAACACUGUAAAUAUUUUAUGGAAUAAUGAUUUUUCAAACAUACUUCUUAAGGGACUUUAUGAUUACAUAUCUUUGGAUUUGCCAUGUUUAAUAAUUUAAAUAGUGUUGUUGCUUUGUAGAUGAUGAGAAGAAAUGUUAAAAUGCUUUCUAAAAGGAAAUUUUUCACCUUUGGAACUGAAUAUAUUAGAAUUGUGGGUAAUUUUUCACAACUCCCUAUGUACAUAUUACUUACUUACCGGAUGCUUAUCUGUCUUAUACUGAAAUAUAGUUUUUUGGGAAAGAAUUAUUUUAAGUGAAAAGGUAGUAAAAGUAAAAACUUUAAGUGUGUGUAUGAUAGAAUGAUUUUCUAUAAGUGCACUUGAAAUCCAUAAUUUCUUUUAUGUGUAAAAUAGUAUUGUCAUUAAUAGAAAUAAUUUCACAGUGUUUACUGUCUUCCCAGAUACUUCUAAAGAACACAAUUUUAUGUAAUUUCAGAGUCAUGUAUGUUUAAAUUAGAAAGCCAAAAUUAAUUGUGAAUAUUCUAAGAGAAAAUAAAUGUAUAGUUACAAAAA
Prionailurus viverrinus (fishing cat) is the source of this 2511-nucleotide messenger RNA. RefSeq names its product syntaxin binding protein 3 (gene STXBP3). The transcript has 19 exons. The coding region runs from base 101 to 1879 and encodes 592 amino acids. NCBI's taxonomy places the organism in Eukaryota, Metazoa, Chordata, Mammalia, Carnivora, Felidae. Gene Ontology annotation, cellular component: secretory granule; plasma membrane. The record is from RefSeq and is a predicted model, not a curated record. Gene Ontology annotation, biological process: vesicle-mediated transport; intracellular protein transport; neurotransmitter secretion. Gene Ontology annotation, molecular function: syntaxin binding.